AUCGGUAAAAAAUUAAUAUUAAUUUUCAACCUGACCGCGACCUGGCUCUCCGGUCGUCGCUCUCUUUCCUAUCUUUCUCUUUUUCCUAUUAUUUUUUUUUCUUAUCUCUUCGCGUUCUGGAAAUACCUUCAUCGGGCGGCGCUUCCCUGAGUUUCAGUUCGCGCCGCUAUUCGAUUCGGACGAACUAUUGCUCCACUUGGCAUAUUUGUGAUUGACCUUGUCGUCAGUGCCGCAUAAACGCGCUCAUAUCCCUCAUGGGUCGGAGAAAGAUCGAGAUCAAGGCGAUCAAGGAUGACCGCAAUCGCUCAGUGACCUUUCUUAAGCGAAAGGGCGGUCUCUUCAAGAAAGCACACGAGCUUGCGGUCCUAUGUUCGGUCGAUGUCGCUGUCAUCAUCUUUGGUCAUAACAAAAAGCUAUAUGAAUUCUCGUCUUGUGACAUGCGAGAGACGCUCGCUCGAUAUCAAUAUUUUGGACCUCCCCAUGAACACAAAGGCCCGGAAGACUUUAACGGCAAACGCGACGAUGACGACGACGAAGAUGAAACGACACCCGCCCCCGAAGACAUUCAUCCGACGCCUCCGAACCCUCCCAUGAUUCCCGCCCAUAUUCCUGGCCAUCCUGGCUUCCAACAUGUCAAUCACGCCCCGUCAGCUUCUCCACCCAUCCCCAACGGGUUGCCCUUCGAUCCUCGUCAUGGUACCCCUCAACCACAAGGUGUCUCGAGACCGUCAUCAAGGAAUCAUCUGCGUCGCGUCAGCUCUAACAUCGGACCUCAACAACAUCAUGCCACACCUCCGCCGCCUCCGGCGCCACCGCAGAACGGUUUCACGUAUAUGCUUAAUCCAUCCGUCUAUAAUCCAGCAGUUGCUCAUCCGAUGGCUCAACCUCCUCGUCCCGGUCAGUUUGCGCAUUACGGCCCACCGGGGCCGCAUCAUCAGCCCGGGCCACCCCAGCAUCAGCACCAGCAUCCGCCGAUACCACCGCAAGCAAUGCCCCCGCACUCGAUGGCGCCCCAACCCAUGCCGCAGCAUCUCGCACCACAUCCACAUCCACGUGCCAUAACACCGCAACCACCACCCAUGGCUAUAUCGCAGGCGCCGCAUCACCCACCCGUACCACAGGUAGCCCAAGCAUUCCUCACAGAACAAGGCCGAGCUUCCAUGCCCCCGACAUUUGCACAGCACGAGCCGCAGGCACAACCGCAAGCGCCACGGACGGUAUCACUUCCCGAAGCGACCGCUGCAGAGCAGAUGCCGGGCCCUAUGAAGACAGAAGGAAGCCCCUCGCCUCCCCAUCAAAGAUCUCUAUCGUCUAAGUCGCGCAGCAUCUUCACCCCUAUCGACGACCGCGGCUCAGUCUUAGCGCGUCACUUUGGUGUAGGCCCGCCCACAUGUGAGCCGGGAGAAAAUGUCCAUCUCAAGGCGGAAGCUCCGCAGGGAAAUCCCACUGAUGUAAAGCCACCCAAGCCACUUGCAGGGAAGGCAGGGAAGGCAGGGAAGGCGCCACCACCGCCCCGAGCGGCGACGGAAGCCCCACGCCCCCAGCCUGUAGCGGAUCUAAAGCCACCGGCACGAACCAACAACGGCCAAUUACCCCCUAAGCGCCCGCAACUGAAGGUGCAGAUCCCAAGCGAGAAUUCAGAUAGAGGCAGUGCGACAGGCGAAUCGUCCUCACGCGACUCGGCGGGUAAUAAGACUUUGACGCCGGCCAAAGCCAAUGCAGAUACUAGUCAUUCGGGCGUGGUCCUUCCUCCGCCGUCACCAUCCGCUGGCGCGAUCCUUAGCGCGGGGGCCCAGGGACCACCGAACCCGUUUGCCAGACCACCACCGCCUCCCGGUCCGGCCGCGCAGAACAAUGCCGCCUACAACAAUAACAGCAAUAUUGACACGCCAAUCUCUGCUCUUCCCAGUCGAUUUGUUUCAGAUGCACUGCUCCCAUCACCUUCCAGCUUUUUCCCCGAAUGGGGAUUUGGUCGCUCGGGUCCGGACAGCAAUAUGCUCCCAAGCCCUUUGACGUUCCCGACCCCCGCCGUUCAGACCGGACCUGGCUUCGGACGUGACGACAAUGAUCAAGAUAAAAAGCGCAAAAGCCCCGACAGCGGGCCGAGCGCAGAAGGGGUGAUGAAAAAGCCGAAGACGUAACUGCUGGAACUUGCGAGUUGUUGCGCAUCAUCAAGUUGACGGUCUCCCCCAUCUCAUUGGCUCUGUUGUCUCUUCUUAUCCCAUGUUUUGAAUAAUGGCAUUUACAUGGCGUUAGUGAUAUUUACUUGUCAGGGGAGGAACUUUUUGGCAAUCUGUUUGUCGAAGUUGGUGUGUAUGUCUGUGUGUCACUCUCCUUUGUUUUAGGGU
This is a messenger RNA of Aspergillus uvarum CBS 121591, 2348 nucleotides long. It is a transcript of the gene rlmA, whose product is annotated as SRF-type transcription factor RlmA. Gene Ontology annotation, molecular function: RNA polymerase II cis-regulatory region sequence-specific DNA binding; DNA-binding transcription factor activity, RNA polymerase II-specific; protein dimerization activity. The transcript is spliced from 3 exons. The record is from RefSeq and is a predicted model, not a curated record. Lineage: Eukaryota; Fungi; Ascomycota; Eurotiomycetes; Eurotiales; Aspergillaceae. The coding region runs from base 255 to 2141 and encodes 628 amino acids. Gene Ontology annotation, biological process: positive regulation of transcription by RNA polymerase II.